Molecule: messenger RNA, 980 nt
Organism: Anopheles merus
Lineage: Eukaryota; Metazoa; Arthropoda; Insecta; Diptera; Culicidae
Product: phospholipid phosphatase 6-like
Exons: 3
Coding region: 257-919 (220 amino acids)
Molecular function (GO): sphingosine-1-phosphate phosphatase activity
Source: RefSeq, a predicted model, not a curated record
UUUCACGACCGAUCUCUUGCGUGGUGUACACGACGACGACGGCGGCGACGACGACGGUGUGGACCUGAUUGUGGUUGAUGAGUAAGUGGGGAAAACGAGUAACCGACUCAGUCAGCAAUCUCGACCGCCGACAAUCAGUCCAGCUGCUCCUGUCCGUGUGCAUCUGUCGCACGAUCUGCGUCAUCGUCAUCAUCGUCAUCGUCGACAGGGCCCGAAGAAUAUUUAUUUUUAAAAAGAAUAUCAAUCAAGUGCCAAGAUGGGUGAAAGUGUCGAUUCCAAGACGCGCCUGGAGGAGGGCAGAAAUAUCCCGCCCGCCCUGAAGAAGCUGCUCGAAUGGGACGUCGUGAUGACGAAACAGUUUGUCAGCUUUAUGCUGAACUUUGUGCCACUGCGCUCCCUCCGGACGCACUGCAAGGUGCUGGAGUACUCGUGCCAUGGGAUCGCCUGGCUGGCCGGGUGGCUCGCGUUCUGCUGGAUGAUCGACAAGCCGGAGUGGUACCAGAUGCAGGUGAACCUGUUCAUUGGCCUGCUGACGGACAUUGUGAUGGUGGCGGUUAUUAAGGCGGCAACGCGUCGCCGUCGGCCCGCGAUAAACGAUGAUCCGCUGUGCUUUGGGCCGGAUAAGUUUAGCUUCCCAUCGGGGCACGUUUCGCGCGGUGUGUUUAUUACGACCUUUUUGAUCGUGCUGGAUCCGGUGACGGUCGUGUUUUGGCCACCGCUGAUGGCGUGGACGGUGGCGCUGUGCAUUUCCCGGCUGAUUCUGUACCGUCACCACAUACUGGACGUGCUGGGCGGUAUCUUGCUGGGACUGUUCAAUGCGCUGCUGAUAUCGAUCCUUUGGUUCGACCAGGAGGGUAGCAUCUGGCUGAUCAACUGGAUUACGGACGAGCGUGUGGCGGGUGCGGAAUAUGCUGUGUAAGGUGUGUGGAGUGCUCUAUUUAAACCCGAAAAAAAAACUAUAAAGCUUUUGUCACCAAACA